GGCCGACUGACGAACAUCAGGCGCUCGUCGCAACGGAAAAGAAAAGCACAAGGAAAAACUCGGAAUAGCACAUUGCCGAGCAACGAGAGUUAUUCACAUUUUGUGAAAGGACGCCGAUGAAAGCACGAUACGGUUUCCUUUUUUCGGGAUCCGGUUUUGUGUGUUCGAAUACAAGUCGGAGAAGAUACGCGGCGCGUUGUGAAAAAUUCUAGUGGAACCUUGUGAGGAUUUAUCAUGUGAAAACUGCGUAAUAAACGAAAAAGGUAUGCGAGGAAAUUGGCAUAAAAAUAAAUUAUCCUGUAACUGCCAGAACGCCACUUGUAGAAAUGUCGGGAAAACCUAAUGGCAACCAAUCUGUAAGACGUGAAUGUGAUUUGAAUGUGAAUCAAGUGCUUAUUAAAUUUUCAAUAGAGAGCGUUUGUCUCGACUCGUGUUCUUAGGUAUUUUCAGUUGGAAGGACUGUUAGGAGUCCUUUAGUGCUUUCGGUGUGACUAAUAUUCAUUGGAGUCCUUUAUUAGUUCCAAUGUAGGUAGUGGAUUUAUUGUUGGAAGCAUUUACACAUCUUUGUAACGUUUUACUUAAACUUACUAAAAUUAGGUAUACUCGAAGAAACCCGUGUUUAUAUGUGUGCCUUCCCUGCUUUGAAUCCUGUGAACUAUUUUUCAUAACAUAUUUCUAUACAAGGACCUGACUGUGCAUAUUGUUGUAAACAAAAGUAGCCCUCGAUAUUUUUGCAUAGUGUUCGUAUCAAUAUUAGUGUAGGACAAGGAUAUAUAUGUCGUAGAGAACCUCAUCUUAGAAUACACCUUCAUUUCCGGGGACAUCAUUUCCACUAGACCUGUGAACACUAGGAUGCAUGCUUUCACGACACAUAUCUACAUAGAACAUUGUAUUUAUAGAUACUAGUGGAAUAUCUAAUGUCGAUUUUCCCUCAUUACGGAAAACUGUACAAUUUCAAUGGACCAAAAUCUAAGUUAACAACAGCAACAACAAUAUCUAAAACUUUGAUAAUAAUCUGAAAAUUUCUUGAUAGUACUUCAGAGGAGAAUCCCAGACGAGAUUUUACAUAGGAAAGGACAUUUUUCAAAAGAGAAAAUAUCAAAAAAAAUCUCCUGUUAAGGAAGCAUUUUCAUUUCGUUGCAAACUUGAAACUUCUGAGAGGCCCAGCUCCUUAGAAACUGUUGAUAGUUUGUUUAUCUUUCUGAAUCCUUUUUACGAAUAAAUUGUAGAAAAACACUUCAUUCUAAAUGUUAUGCUGCGGCGUUUGUGGUAAUAUGUCGAAACGGGACUAUAAAGUUGCCACCUGUGAUGGCAUCGAGCUGGAACCGCUGGGCGGGCCGAAACCCGAUCAGAAAACCAAUGGGGUGAAAUAUGGCGGAGGUGAUAGCAGCGGUGGACGGCAAACACGAAAUGGUGUUGCAGUUUGCUCACAAAGACGUGCACUAUGUGUUACAGGAUUUGUUGUUGGAUCACUUGUAGCAACCGCCUUGAUCAUUGCCUAUGCAGGACCACAGAAUGAUUGUGCCUGUGCUGGUAAAAUGCCGCCCGGUUACACACCAGACGAUGGGAACGGAUCACUACCGUUCAAUCCUAUAGCCACAAAUGGAGAGCCAUUCCCGUGGCUAGAACCAACGCUGCCUAAUUUUGCUCGACCUUUACGAUAUACACUCACCAUACAUCCAAAUCUAACGACGCUGGAUGUGAAAGGUCAAGUCACUAUAGAAAUAAGUAUAGAAAAGGAAACGAGCUUCAUAGUUCUUCACAUACAGGACUUAAAUGUAACGGAAAAGGCUAUAGUCGGCCCCAAAGGAUAUGCACUUAAAAUAGCCAGAUUGCUCGAGUAUCCUCCCCGACAACAACUCUAUAUAGAAGUAAAGGAUAAACUGAGGAAGAAGACGAAUUACACACUCAAUUUAAGAUGGUAUUCAAGACUGACGCCAGAACCGGAAGGGUUCUAUGUGGACCAGUACGAGAGUAUUAAUGGAUUCCAGAGAUUACUUGCCGCCACUGUAUUCAAGCCAAGCGGAGCGCGUAAAGCGUUCCCUUGUUUUGACGAGCCCCACCUUCGUGCCCCAUUCCGGGUAUCAGUAUUCAGGGAUCGCUUCCACAUAGGACUCUCCAAUUCCAUCGUUCAUGCAACCGAUGACGUUGGAUUCUACAUGGGAACGGGUCUGCUCCGCGACGAUUUCAUUGAAACACCGCCAAUACCAGCCGAUGGAGUAGCCUGGGUAGUAAGUGAUUUCCAACGAGAAUCCUUAGACCCAUCACCGACAUAUCAAAUAACCACUACUGCUGCACCACCAGUUACAAUUCGACCGCCACAUUCCCGAGUAUCAGCGCUCGGCGACAACUUCACCUUCAAAACAGACAAAAAACCUGUGAGAAAUAUUACGGCCCUAACGCAUUCGCUGAACGUGCAUACUUUGACCAAGGAAUUAAACGUGCAUACCAACCACACUAGCGGCCAAAAGAACAUUUCAGCAAUGAAUCAACAAGCGGAAGAUCCACUGAAACGAGCUCCUUCUUACACCUUCUACGCACCACAUGAUAUCCUACCCAGAUCAGAUUUCAUCCUCAAAACAUCAAGAAGUGUUUUGGAAUAUCUACAGACGUGGCUGGAAACAUCAUAUCCUUUAAGCAAAGUGGAUUUCGUGGCACUUCCGUCAUUAGAUCGCAACAUUAUCUCAUCCCUUGGUAUCAUCUCAUUGCGGACGUCAUUUCUUAUGGAUCCUAAAACUAUCACCACAAAAGAGUAUCACUCAACAGGGGUCAAAAUCGCGGAGGCAAUUGUAAAACAGUUUUUCGGCGGAAUAGCUUCGCCCAAAAUUUGGAAGGACAUUUGGCUAUGGGAUGGUCUGAUAAAAUAUCUUGCCAUAUUGGUCCUGUCACCAUUGCAGCCAAAUUGGCCACUUGAAGAAAUGUAUCUGUUUCACCUUGCGACAACUGCUUUGGAUAUAGAUGCAAUCCAGCGAUGGGAGAGUAUCAUCAAUGGAACGAGUCAGAACGGAAUCAAUGAGGAUUUUUUCAUCGAUAAGACAGCGGCAAUAAUUUCAAUGCUCCACACAGCCAUAGGAGAAGAGAAUUUUAGGAGUUGUUUAGGUCAGUUUUUAGCCAAUAAUCGAUUCAAGACGGCAGAGCCUGCGGAUCUGUGGAGUAUAUGCACGAAGAAAGCUAACGGAUCGAAGAAUAUCAAGGAAAUGAUGACACUGUGGACGACACAACCAGGAUUUCCUCUAUUAACAGUGACAAAAGUUGGGUCGAGCGUCUCCAUAUCGCAAAGACUAUUUGAACCGACUGAGUUGACUGCUAUUUACGAUGAAACGUUCGAGAUGAACUUCACAACAUCUGUACCACCUACAACACACGCACCUCCCAAAAAAGGGAGUCAUGUUCGGUGGAUCCUUCCUGUGAACUAUAUUUCGAAUGAAGAGAAUGUAACAGAUACGCUGUGGCUCCAAAAUGUGGAUAUCACCUUCCAACUUCCAACUGACGUGAAAUGGAUCAAAGUGAACGCUGGACAGAAUGGAUACUACCGCGUCCUUUACAAUGAGGACAAUUGGGCGAGCUUGAUAGACGAAUUGAAACAAGAUCACAAAACAUUCAUACCCCAGGACCGCAUUGGACUAAUUUCUGAUGCAUUCACACUAUGCCAUGCCAAUUUGAUGCCGUGUGAAAUCACCCUCAAUCUAAUCACAUAUUUGCCAAAGGAACGAAGUUGGGGUCCCAUGACUACAGCUUUGACAAAUUUGGAACGUUGGCGACGUAUCCUUAAGUAUUCCGAGUGCUUCCUUAUGCUGUCCGAAUUUAUUAAGAUAAUGUUACAGAAGCCAAUUGGUGAGCUCGGCUGGAAAGAUACUGGAAAUGAUGAGAUAAGGCUGCUCCGACCUGAAGUGCUCCUAGCGUCGGUCCUAUGGGAGGAUAUGGAUAGUAUAAGUAAGGCCAAGAAUAUAUUGCACCAAUAUUUGACCAACGGAACCGCCCUUCCACCGAAUUUAAAAGAGGCUGUCUACACAGGAGCCGUCCUAUCCGGAGAAUAUGUCUACUGGCAAUAUUGCUGGGAUCGUUUUACAUCACUACGUGGUUCACCUGAUGGUCUCGUAGAGAGAAUGCAAUUACUUCGAGCUCUUGGGAAAACCAAAGAUGCGUGGCUGCAAAAUCGUCUUCUAUCACAUGUAACUAUGCUUCCAACUGUUGAAGUCGUUCAAGUACUUCAAGCCAUAUCUGGAACUCCAACGGGAGGAGCGAUGGCAUGUCGUUUCCUUCAAGCCAAAUGGUAUGAUCUUCAAUCGAAAUUGGGCCAGGGUAGUACGAAUUUCGCUAAAGUGAUAACAGCCAUAACACAAUAUGGAGCGACGAAAUUCGAUUAUGAUGAGCUCAAAUCACUAGUUCAUAGAUUCGGGCAUGGUCCCGGUAUGAAAGUCCUAAACAUGACGCUGAGUAGUGUUGGGGCGAAUGUUGAGUGGGUGGCGAGAGCGCAAACAUCAAUAUAUAGUUGGGUUGAAACCAACGGCCACAUACAUUGA
Hermetia illucens (black soldier fly) is the source of this 4523-nucleotide messenger RNA. RefSeq names its product endoplasmic reticulum aminopeptidase 2. Gene Ontology annotation, molecular function: metalloaminopeptidase activity; peptide binding; zinc ion binding. Gene Ontology annotation, cellular component: cytoplasm. Gene Ontology annotation, biological process: peptide catabolic process; proteolysis. The coding region runs from base 1248 to 4523 and encodes 1091 amino acids. Lineage: Eukaryota; Metazoa; Arthropoda; Insecta; Diptera; Stratiomyidae. The transcript has 14 exons. The record is from RefSeq and is a predicted model, not a curated record.